This is a messenger RNA of Penicillium cosmopolitanum, 1554 nucleotides long. RefSeq names its product FAD-binding oxidoreductase. NCBI's taxonomy places the organism in Eukaryota, Fungi, Ascomycota, Eurotiomycetes, Eurotiales, Aspergillaceae. The record is from RefSeq and is a predicted model, not a curated record. The transcript is spliced from 6 exons. Gene Ontology annotation, molecular function: oxidoreductase activity; FAD binding. Bases 1 to 1554 code for a protein of 517 amino acids.
AUGGAACAAAUUUCACGCCUCCUAUUAAUCCUGCAGCCGUCUCCUGCCACAGUCACAGAUGUGGAGGCCAUUCUGCAAGAAUUUCAGGCUCUGACGGAUUCCGAAAAGGAUGUUCGCCGUCUAACCACGGCCGAAGCUGUUUUCCCCUUGGUAUUUAGCGAUGAUGCCAGUCUUCGGGCCGACUCUACUUUCCCCAAGAGGAACAACACUGUCUGGUCCCUCAAUUGCCAGCUCUCCCCUGGAGUGAUCGUCGUUCCCCGCACGAGCCAGGAUGUCGGUAAAGCCCUUGCCCUCUGCCAAGCCCUGGGAAUUAAGUUCUCUAUUCGCGGUGGUGGCCAUCUCCAGAACCCUGGGUUCACAAGUAAUGAUGGAGGGGUCGUGAUUUCUAUGAAGAAUUUCAACGGUGUGACCGUGUCGGAAGAUCGGUCCACAGCUAAUAUUGGUGCGGGUCUCACCUGGUCGCAGGUCUAUCGCGAUCUCGACGCGCACGGGCUGGGAGUUACUGGAGGACGUGUCCCCGAAGGCAAGUAUGGCCUCAGUUGUAAUGGAAUUGUGGAAUAUGAGGCUGUCCUUGCGGAUUCGACCAUUGUUAAAGCAAAUGCUACCGAAAACAAAGACCUUUUCUGGGCUCUGAGAGGCGGGGGCGCGAACUUCGGCAUUGUAACCAACUUCACAAUGUCGACGCUGCCCAGCGAAGUAUGGGCCGAAGUCCGAGUUUUUGCACCUUCUCAAGAAGACGAAUUACUCGACGCUAUGAUGCGUUUCCAUGAGGCAAAUGAGAAGGACCCCAACGCGUCUCUGAUUUUCAAUGCCGUCCCCGGGGCCACCUUGCUGGUGCUUGUUUACGCCGAGAGCGUGGAUGAGCGACCGGCUGUCUUUGACGCCUUUGAAAAUAUCGAUGCGAUCGCAAAGAUGCUGCCAGGAAAUAAAUACACAAUUUUCCAGAUCAUGAGCGCGUUAGAAAGCUCAAUUGCAACCGAACCGAAGAAGUAUACCUCUCCCCCUUCAACCUUGGAAGGCUCACACUCCGGAUGGCUGUCUGACACUCUUUUCCUUACCAGCCACGACAUGCGGACUAUGUCAAGCUUGCCUGAUCUGGAGGUUUAUAGAGCUGCAAAUAAAUGUCGCUACCAGCAAGAAGAAUUAAUCAAGCACAUACCCGGCCUCAAAAUUACGUUUGUUAUUCAGCCCAUCUCGUCGAAUGCGAUCAAAGCCACAAAUUCAGGCAUUGGUUCUCCCCUGGGCGUUUCGGAACAACAUCAACAAUGGUUUCUUCUCAUGACCGAGUGGUCCAAUCAUGAGGACGAGGCCGCUGUGCGCGACGCUGCUCGUAAAAUUGUCGACGUUGCUGAGACCACCGCGAAAAAGAAUGGAACAUUCCUCACCUUCAAAUAUUCGAACUAUUCCUCCCGAGACCAGGAUCCCCAUUCAAGUUAUGGCGCGGAAAACCUUGAAAGAUUGAGAAAGGUUGCAAGUAAGGUCGAUCCUAAGGGCAUAUUCCAAAGCUUGCAAAAUGGCGGCUGGCUGGUGAGCCAAGUAGGAAGCAAAUCAUGA